Messenger RNA from Penicillium angulare, 1602 nucleotides. Its product is annotated as CDC2/CDK family serine/threonine-protein kinase. Lineage: Eukaryota; Fungi; Ascomycota; Eurotiomycetes; Eurotiales; Aspergillaceae. The record is from RefSeq and is a predicted model, not a curated record. Gene Ontology annotation, molecular function: ATP binding; cyclin-dependent protein serine/threonine kinase activity. The transcript is spliced from 9 exons. Gene Ontology annotation, cellular component: nucleus. The coding region runs from base 1 to 1602 and encodes 533 amino acids. Gene Ontology annotation, biological process: protein phosphorylation.
AUGUCUCUAUCAUCUCUGGAGACGGACGACAAUGGCCGGCCUCGAUUCCCUGGCUGUUCGAAUAUCCGCGAUUUCGAGUUCAUCAACAAGCUUGGAGAGGGAACUUUCGGUGAAGUUUAUAAGGCAAGAUCCAAAAAGGGCAAUGCGAUAGUAGCCCUGAAGAAGAUUCUCAUGCACCAUGAGAAGGAGGGUUUUCCCAUCACAGCUAUCCGAGAAAUCAAGAUUUUGAAGAUGCUGUCCCAUCCAAAUGUUCUACAGCUGAAAGAGAUGGCGGUCGAACGGAGCAAAGGCGAGGGUCGGAAGAAGCCCAGUCUGUACAUGGUGACACCGUACAUGGAGCAUGACCUGUCCGGACUUUUAGAGAACCCGACUGUUCAAUUCACUGAGCCACAGAUUAAGUGUUAUCUGAUGCAACUUCUGGAAGGUCUUCGGUACCUACAUGCGCAGAAUCGGAUUCUACACCGCGACAUGAAGGCUGCCAAUCUCUUGAUCAGCAAUGGAGGCAUUCUCCAAAUUGCCGAUUUUGGUCUCGCACGCCCUUACGAUGAACCCCCUCCGCUACCUGGGAAGGGCGGUGGUGAGGGAAAAAGAGAAUACACAGCACUUGUUGUGACCCGAUGGUAUCGGCCACCGGAGUUGUUACUUUCGCUACGAAAGUACACGACGGCCGUUGAUAUAUGGGGUGUUGGUUGUGUUUUUGGUGAAAUGUUCAAAGGAAAGCCAAUCCUUUCAGGCAAUAGUGAUUUGAACCAAGCGCAGCUCAUUUUCAGCCUCGUGGGCACCCCCACUGAAGAGAACAUGCCUGGAUGGAGCUCAUUGCCGGGCUGUGAAGGCGUCAAGAGUUUUGGGUUCAGGCGCGGAAAUCUUCACGAUGUCUUCAAAGAACAAAGUCCCACCGCCAUCUCACUACUACAUGAGCUUCUGAAACUCAACUGGCGAAAACGUAUUAAUGCCAUCGAUGCCUUGAAACACCCGUACUUCACCACACCACCAUUACCGGCACGCCCCGGGGAAAUUCCUCACUUCCAGGAUUCUCAUGAAUUGGAUCGAAAGAAAUUUCGCAACCAACAGGUUCCUAUGCCUCCUGUUCCAGGGGGCGACCGGAUUCUCGAAGUAGAAUCCCAGGUGGUGCGCGAGGCGGCCGUCCAAACGCACCUGGAAUGCCAGGUAAUCCCCAUCGACGAGGCCCUUUCCCCACAUCCCAACGAGAUAGCGGCCUUCCGCCACGACCUCCUAUGUCCCAUGCACAGUGGGAUGGCGCCCAGUCCUCCCGGACAGAUGGGCGAGAUGACACAAGACGGGAUCGAUUUAACCCCAACCGUGGAGGGGGUGGAGGCGGGGGCGGAGGGGGAGGAGGCAGGUUUUCUAACAAUAAUGUGGAUUCUUACGUCCCAAAUUAUGGCAAUUCGUCCGAGAACCCGUCGUCCGGUGGAGCAGAUUGGCGAGGGUCUGGUCGGCGUGACUACCGCCGUGAACCAGCACGGAGACGAAGUCGAAGCCCUGGUUUCAGAGGAGCUGGAUAAAAUAUUGGUUUUUUCCCUAGUUUCUAUGAAUGACUUAGGUUUGGCAAUACCCGUAAUCGUAAAGACGCAUUUUACAUGA